CCGACAUCGAUGCGUCGCUUCUUUAUAUAGGGCACGCAGCAAAGAUGCCGUGUUCCUAAAUCAGAACACCAAAAUCUUGUAGCCAAGGAGGCAAAUCAGAACCACCAGGGCGCCACCACCAUAGGCAUGCAGUCGCGGCCGCACGUCCUCCUCGUGUCGUUCCCUCUUCAGGGCCACGUCAACCCGCUCCUUCGCCUCGGCGGACGCCUCGCGGCCAAGGGCCUCCUCGUCACCUUCACCACGUUCCGCCACGGCGGCCUCCGCGCCCUGCGCGACGACGGCGCCUGCGUUGACUUCGGGCUCGGCCGCCUCCGGUUCGAGUAUCUUCGCGACGGGACGCGCUGCCCGGACGACCCGUGCUACCUGGACCCCAGCGACAUGCUACGGCACGUCGUGGACGUGGGGCCCUCGGCGCUCGAUGGCCUCAUCCGGCUCCAGGCCGACGCCGGGCGGCCCGUGGCGUGCGUCGUGAACAACCCCUUCGUGCCAUGGGCGCUCGACGUGGCCGGGGGGAUGGGCAUCCCGUGCGCGAUGCUUUGGAUUCAGUCGUGCGCCGUGUUGUCGCUGUACUAUCACUUCUACAGCUUCCCCGAGGCCUUCCCGUCUGAGGCCGAGCCCGACAUGCCGGUUGCGCUGCCCGGCCUGCCAACGGUGGCCGCGGAAGAGCUGCCACUCAUGGUUCGUCCCGAGUACGCGGGGACCUUGUGGGGCGAAGUGCUCAGGGCGCAGCUCGGAGAGAUCAAGAAAACGGUGUCUUGGGUGCUGGUCAACACAUUCGACGGGCUCGAGCGCUCGGCCAUUGAGGCGCUUCGCGCCCACGUGCCGGUUACGCUCGUUGGUCCGCUCUUGGAGCAUGACCAUGAGGGCAACGACGAGCUUGCCGUGGCAGCUGACAAGGGCAGCAUGGCGUGGCUCGACGCGCAGCCGCCCCGUUCCGUGGUGUACGUGGCGUUCGGCAGCCUCGUGAACAUCGGCCGAGGCGAGAUGUUGGCUGUAGCAGAGGGUCUGCUCGGCACCGGCAGGGCUUUCCUCUGGGUGGUGCGCGACGACAGCCGCGAGCUCCUUCCGGAAGACGUCCUCGCGGCCUGCAGCGACAAGGGCAAAAUCGUGGCGUGGUGCCCGCAGGGGCGCCUGCUCGGCCACGGCGCCGUCGGAUGCUUCGUGACGCACUGCGGUUGGAACUCGAUCACCGAGGCGCUCGCCGCGGGCGUGCCGGUGGUUGGGUACCCGUGGUGGUCCGACCAGUUUACCAACGCCAAGCUCUUGGUGGACGAGUACAAGGUCGGCGUCCGGCUGCCCGCGCCAGUGACGCAGGACGCCCUCCGUGCGUGCGUUGACGAGGUGAUGAGCGGGCCGGAUGCAGCAGCGUUCCGGAUGAGAGCGGCAAAGUGGAAGGAGGAAGCGACAGCAGCCGUCGCCGAUGGCGGGUCCUCAGACCGGAACCUCCAGGCUUUUGUUGAAGAUAUACGACGGUCCAGACUCCAGCGGAUCUGAAGUUAGCACGAUUGACUCGAUCGCCUCCAGAGUUCGAUCUCGCUUGGGACGUCCUGUAACUUUUACCGGCGGUCACUCUCUGAGCGCUGUUAGAUUGCGUGCACGAAAGUUGGGAUGACGUGGUCGAAACA
Messenger RNA from Phragmites australis (common reed), 1625 nucleotides. RefSeq names its product gallate 1-beta-glucosyltransferase 84A24-like. Bases 127 to 1494 code for a protein of 455 amino acids. The transcript has a single exon. NCBI's taxonomy places the organism in Eukaryota, Viridiplantae, Streptophyta, Magnoliopsida, Poales, Poaceae. The record is from RefSeq and is a predicted model, not a curated record. Gene Ontology annotation, molecular function: UDP-glycosyltransferase activity.